AUGGCCGACCAGAUUGACUACCGAGCGUUGUAUGAAGAAGCAGAACGCGCACGCAGAGAUGCGGAGCAGCGUCUCCAGCAGGCGCAGCAGCAGCUGACAAAGACGACGUUCCUCGAAUUCCUCAACAUUUGCCAUCAUGACAUCUUUUUACAUCUUAAUGUGGAGCGAAACAGCCUGCGCUCGACCACCGGCGGCUUGACGCGUGUGGACGGCAAGCUGUAUCCCCGCUACCUCAAGCCGUGGACAGAGUUUGGUGCCCGGCACAGUGCCAGCUUUGCGGUGCUUGAACAGGCCUUUGAGCACCAGCCGUCCUUGUUUCCGUCGCCCGCCGGCCUGGACUACCUGGCGAGCAAGCUGCGCGACAAGAAGCUGGCCAGCGAGGAAGACCUGAAGACAUUUGAGUGCCUGGCGGUCGAGGGCUGCGCGCUCGACGUUUUGCCGCCGUUUCUCGAGCGUGUCCACAACGGCGACGCCGCGGCGGCGAUCCCCACUGCCGAUGUACCGGCCAGCGUCUCGUUCAACAACUAUCCACAUGGCGUUGUCGCGAACGAAUCCGACGAGGCAGAAAGCGAGGCCGAGCUGGACCAAACCGAGAGCCCCUCUCCUCGCCGCCCUGCAGAGGACGAGAGCCCGGUCCGGGGACGGGGACGGGGCCGAACGCGAAACCGGAACCGGAGCCGAGCUCGCGGCGCUGCAGCGGGUGGUCACCGCCACAGAAAGCCACUCAAGAUCAAGGAAGACCGGCCUGCGUACAUUGCCGCGCUCGGGGUCGCCAAGCGCGACAUGGACGCUGCCGUCGAACGCGCGGCGGCCGAGGCUGAAGAGCAGGAGACGUCUGGGCAUCGGCACAAGCGCCGAUCGCCCGAGCGGACCAAGGUCUUCCCCGACCAAUGGUGUUUUCGGCACGGCACCGACGGCACGGCGCGCCCCCUGUUUGUUAUCGAGUACAAAGCAGCCCACAAGAUUGACCGGGCGCUGUUGCGCAAGUGCCUCGAGCCCGAGACGGCCGCGUCGUUGAUGGACGACACACUACGGGUGCUGUGGCUGUCCAAGAGCAUCGAUCGAGCUGGCGAUGGCGACAAUACCGACAAAGGCGACAAAGGCGACAAAGGCGACAAAGGCGACAAAGGCGACAAAGGCGAAAAGGACGGCGAUGCUCUGGCGAAGCGUGACAUUGCAAAGGUGUUUGUGCAGACGUUCCACUACAUGGUGGACUACGGACUGCAGUACAGCUACGCGACCACAGGUGACGCCCUGAUCUUUUUGUACCUCGACCCGGCGCAGCCUGACACGCUCUACUACCACAUGGAAGAGCCGAAGCGGACGGUGCGCUCGGCCGAUCGCGACGACCUGAAACACUCGGCCGUCGCCCUCGUUGUCGCGUUCGUGCUCAUGUCGAUGACUGGACAGUACAUGACGCAACGGUGGAAGAAGACGCUACAAAAAGAGCAACCGAGGUGGCCGACCCUCUACGGCGGUGGCACGUCGGCACAACCGCCCGAUGCAUCACCGUCUCUAACCAAUCCUAGACAGGUAGUCUUGCUGGCUCGCAACACAACGGAAACCGUGGACAGCUGCGGGGACCCUCACAAGCAGAGCCUCGCUCGCAGGCGAGAUGAGGACGACGAGGGUGAUGGGGGCGCUGGGCCGUCGUCGGGGCCAGGGACUGCCACGCAAGCAUCUGCGGCUUUCACAGCGACCAGCGCUGGCUCAACAAGCACAAUGCAAUCGUCGUCCGGUCAGUCAACACGAGGCUCGUCGGCACCACACGGCUCACGACAGCAGCCGGCGUCGUCGUCGUCGGUGUGGUCGCGUCCGGUGAAUGCGCCACUCUCGCCUACCCUCCCAUACUGCACACAAGCUUGCCUUCUCGGCCUGAAGGCAGGCGGUGUCAAGGACAAAAGGUGUCCCAACUAUCGUCUACACCAAUGGAACGGUGCAGCCGACAAUGCUAACGACGACAAUGACAACGACGGCGAGGGCGACGGACGGCAUCCCAUCUCUGUGGAGGAGUUCCGCACGCUCUUGCAGCAACAACUGGCCGACGAUAUGGACAACGACUGCCAGAGCUUGGAGAAGUUUGGCAUGUACGGUGCCAUUGGCGCCCUGUUCAAGAUUGCGCUCAGUGCCUACGGCUACUGCUUUGUUGCCAAGGGCGUGCAGCGGACGCAUCAGAAACAACUCGCCUCCGAGGCCGCAAUGUACGGCCACCUCGAGGCCUGCCAGGGCCGCCUGGUGCCGGUCAACCUCGGCAUCAUUGAGCUUGUCGACGAGUACUGGACCGAGUGCGGCGCGCACAUUUCGCACAUGAUGGUGUUGUCCUUUGCGGGCGAAUCGCUGUGGCACUACCGCCGCAAGAUGGGCAACAUGGGCCGGACGGAAUGGACGGCAGACGAGUAUGCGCUGUGCCGUCGCCACCACGACGCAAUGAUGCGCACGCUGGAGGACCUGGAGCCGUACGACGUCGUGCACGACGAUGUCAACUACACCAACAUGGCGUGGAACGAGGAGCUGCAGCGGGUCAUGGCCUUUGACCUGGACUACGCCUACGUCAAGCCUGUGUGGAGGCCUGGCGAGACGCAAACGCAAACGCCGGAGCGGAAGCAGACGGCUGCGCCUGGGAGCAGCCCCCUUCUCAAGCGACGGAAAUCGACAGACCUGGCCAGGUCCCAGCCGGCCAAACGGGCAAAGAGCAGCACUGUCGGGACGAAGGAAAAUGCGCCGCUGGAAGAAUAA
This is a messenger RNA of Sporothrix brasiliensis 5110, 2736 nucleotides long. RefSeq names its product phosphotransferase-like protein. Bases 1 to 2736 code for a protein of 911 amino acids. The record is from RefSeq and is a predicted model, not a curated record. NCBI's taxonomy places the organism in Eukaryota, Fungi, Ascomycota, Sordariomycetes, Ophiostomatales, Ophiostomataceae. The transcript has a single exon.